This is a messenger RNA of Populus trichocarpa (black cottonwood), 2431 nucleotides long. RefSeq lists its product as uncharacterized. Gene Ontology annotation, cellular component: nucleus. Lineage: Eukaryota; Viridiplantae; Streptophyta; Magnoliopsida; Malpighiales; Salicaceae. The record is from RefSeq and is a predicted model, not a curated record. The transcript has a single exon. Gene Ontology annotation, molecular function: DNA binding; enzyme activator activity; protein binding. Gene Ontology annotation, biological process: regulation of DNA repair; DNA-templated DNA replication. The coding region runs from base 280 to 1947 and encodes 555 amino acids.
AUUAUAAGUAGGAUAAAAUUGAAAAUAUUAUAAGAGAUGGCCUUCAUAUUAUAUUUUUGGGGUUAAAUUGAAAUUUAUAAAAUCCUUAAUAUUUUUAAGGAAACAGAACGAGAGAUAAAGGAGUCGGUUCGGUCAGGGAUCGAACCGGCAUCGAAUCAGACAGUCGGCGGUCGGCGGACACUUUGUUUUGCCCCCAGCAGCAGCAAAGCCAGCACAGGCAUAGCGAGGCAUCCUCAUACAGCAUCUGCAAGCGUUGAGAGCAAAGAGAGAAGAAGGGAAAUGGAGAUGGAGCAGCUACUGAGCAUGGGUUUUCCUAGUGAAUUGGCGGCUCAAGCUCUGGCCGCCACCGGUGGCAAAUCAACAGUGAAAGCCACCGAGUGGAUUCUCUCCCAAACAUCUCAUCCUCAUCCCAAUAAUAGCCCAAAUGGAUCAUCAUUCCAGCAGCCAAAACUAGACCGCUUCUUUCAUUUCCCAUCAUCAAAACCAAAACAAGAACCCUCCUCCCCCUCCAAUUCCCCCACCCAAACAACCACCGCACCACCACCACCACCACCUCAUCAUCAAGUACUAUCAGCCCAAACUCCUCCCCCUUCUAAACGUCCCAAAGUAUUCGCUCCAUCACCCCCCUCAAAUCCACAUAAUCAUACUAUCAGCAAUGAUGAGCCCUUGGCCGAACGCAUGCGGCCUCGCACCAUUGAUGAUGUUAUCGGCCAGGACCUCCUUCUUUCCCAAAACUCCCUCCUCCGCUCUGCUAUUCGUUGCAGCCGCAUCCCUUCUAUCAUCCUCUGGGGCCCACCUGGAACUGGUAAGACAUCCAUUGCUCGUGCCAUUGUCACUUCUGCUAACUCUCAGGGCUCUUCCUCCUACCGUUUUGUCUCUUUGUCUGCUGUUACUUGUGGGGUUAAGGAUGUUAGGGAUGCUUUUGAGGAUGCUAGGAAAUUUAAACUCAAGAAUAGUAAAAGGACUGUUCUUUUUCUAGAUGAGGUUCAUAGGUUUAACAAGUCCCAGCAGGAUUCUUUCUUGCCUGUUAUUGAAGACGGUACCAUUGUGUUUAUUGGGGCCACUACUGAGAAUCCUUCUUUUCAUUUGGUUACGCCAUUGCUUUCUCGCUGUAGGGUUCUCACGCUUAGCCCUUUAAAGCCUCACCAUGUUCAAACCAUUUUGAAGCGCGCGGUGAAUGAUCCUGACAAGGGAUUGUCCAAGAGCUUAGGGAGUUUGAGAGUUGAUGUGAGUGAGGACGCUGUUGAAUUUUUAUCCACGAAUUGCGAUGGUGAUGCACGUGUGGCGUUGAAUGCCUUGGAAAUUUCUGCUGUAGCUGCAGCUGCCCGAGUGGGAAGUGAUGGUGAUUUGAGGUUGGCCAGUGUUGCAUUGGAUGAUGCCAAGGAGGCGCUUCAGAGCAAGCAUCUUGCUUAUGAUAGAGCAGGGGAAGAGCAUUACAAUCUCAUCAGUGCACUUCACAAGUCUAUGAGAGGAAGUGAUGCAGAUGCAUCCAUUUAUUGGUUGGUGAGGAUGUUGGAAGGAGGCGAACAGCCUCUUUAUAUUGCGAGGCGUUUGGUAAGGUUUGCAAGUGAGGAUGUUGGCUUGGCUGAUCCUUUAGCACUUAACCAGGCUGUUGCUUGCUACCAAGCUUGCCAUUUCUUGGGCAUGCCUGAGUGCAAUGUGAUUCUUGCUCAGUGUGUAGCUUACUUGGCUUUGGCUCCAAAAUCCAUUUCUGUCUAUCGAGCAAUGGGGGCUGCACAGAAGGUUGUUAGAGAAUCUGUUGGACAAAACGAGGGAGUGCCGCUUCAUUUGAGAAACGCGCCUACCAAGUUGAUGAAAGAGCUUGGGUAUGGGAAGGACUAUAUCUACACUCCUGAUAACCCCACCGCAAACCAGAGCUUUUUACCACCUUCACUCCAGGGCUACAAGUUCCUUGAUUGGCCAGCCAGUAAUGCCAAUAAUGGAUAAGAAAUUAUUUGAUCACCACCGUAGAUUUUGGAAGCCAGCAGCCAAUGACCAUUAGGAGCUAGUUCUGUUUUUGGUUGUGGGUGUGCGCUUGGUAGUUUUUGCUAUAAAACUCUGCUGCUGUUUUGUUAGUAUUCCGAAGCCAUGAUAUUUUUGGAACUGUUAAGAGACAUGGCUUAGAAGAGCAUGGGAAAAUCCAAUGUAUUUGAUGAUCGUAAACUAUGAAAAGAUCAAGAUUCUGCUUAGAGUGAUACCUGGAGUUACUAUGUUUUUCUGUUUGCUGCUUGGAGGUUCUAUAGCUGAUGUUUCCAUUUUAGAUUUCCUAAAAUAGAGUAGUGGCAAGGAAGCAAGUCAGCAACUAUGCACAUAGCAUUAGACAACUCUUAUGAGUUAUAAAUGUAUAGAAGCUUUAGCACAGGGGUUAAAGAAUCAUCCCAUUGCAGUACUGCAAACUCCUUUUCUAUCGAUUAUCAUUAAUCUCCCUGAA